CUUUUAUAUGUGAUUAAUAAAUAAUGAGCAUGGUUUUUAGAUGAUAUAUAACUAAAUGUCAAACAUUAUAUUCUUGUUACCAAACAAUGCAAGGUGAAGAAUCAGAAAUACAAAUGGACAAGAACAAGCAGUAGAAGAGAGCUAAGUGUAUCUGAGAUCUAUGUAAUGACAGACUCAACACAUAUAACAUGUAGAUUAGACGGCUGUUCAGUCUUAUUCAUCUACUAUGCAUUGCUCAAAGUUUAUGCUGGCUUGUGUAGCAUUUAGUUUAGGAGCUGUAUCAUUAGCUAGCAUUGCACUGGCCAUUUCUACGGAUUAUUGGUUAAUGUUAAGUGAAGAAGUUUUUACUGAAAGUAUGCUUAGCAAAUCCGAAAUAUUAGAGAUGAAGGAAAUGAACUAUAGUAUGCCGGAAACGAUGGAGAUCGCCUCAAAAAUUGGUCUUUGGCGUUUUUGUAUCAUACAUGAUGUGGGCAAAGCUUGUACACCUCUAGAUUAUACAAGUAGUUUAAAGAAAAAAGAUAAAAACGAUAAACAAGAAACAACCACAGCAAUUGCAGAGGCACAACGAGCAGCAACUCCAGUCUUUCUAACUGGCUUCUUUCUUGUAAUUUGCUCAACUUUAUUCAACAUUGUCGGAAAUAUACGAGGAAAUGUACUAACAUUGUUGGCAGCUGUCUUUUAUAUAAACGCAGGUCUGUGUAUCGCAGUCGGAAUGGUAUUAUAUAUAACUUUUAUAAACGAUGAAACUAGUCACGCUAAGAAAAGCGAGGAUUUAGCAUUUAGCUACGAAUACAGCUGGUCCACCUAUCUUGUUGCUUUGUGCUUUUUUGCCUCUCAAACUGCUGCUGUAGUGUGCAUUUCAAUAUUUAUUAAACGCUUUCCCUCUAGUGAGGAUAAACUAAGGAUUAUCCCUGGAUUAGAAAGAAAGUUUUCAGUGCCUAUGGAUCAAACUAAUCCGACUAUUAUUCUAUAG
Mytilus trossulus (common blue mussel) is the source of this 973-nucleotide messenger RNA. RefSeq names its product voltage-dependent calcium channel gamma-5 subunit-like. Gene Ontology annotation, biological process: transmission of nerve impulse; regulation of AMPA receptor activity; postsynaptic neurotransmitter receptor diffusion trapping. Gene Ontology annotation, cellular component: postsynaptic density membrane; AMPA glutamate receptor complex. The transcript is spliced from 5 exons. The coding region runs from base 227 to 973 and encodes 248 amino acids. Gene Ontology annotation, molecular function: channel regulator activity; voltage-gated calcium channel activity. The record is from RefSeq and is a predicted model, not a curated record. NCBI's taxonomy places the organism in Eukaryota, Metazoa, Mollusca, Bivalvia, Mytilida, Mytilidae.